This is a messenger RNA of Owenia fusiformis, 2178 nucleotides long. NCBI's taxonomy places the organism in Eukaryota, Metazoa, Annelida, Polychaeta, Sabellida, Oweniidae. The record is from the annotation of a GenBank genome assembly.
UAUUACAACACGGUGUUGUGCAAAAACUCACGUUACUAGGGUAGUCUAUAAGUGUUUGUUAGUGUACAUAUUAUCACACGGUGUUGUGCAAAAACGCACAUCAUAAGGGUACCAUAAAGGUGUAUAUAUUACUACAUAGUGCUGUGCAACAACGCACGUUAUUAAGGUGUCACAUAUUCGUACCUAUUGCUACACGGCGUGGUGCUAUAACGCACAAUCUUAUAUCACGGUAGUGUGCUAAAACGCACAUUGUAUUAUCACAUAUUUGUUACAUGCUAGUGUUAUACUAGUAUAUAAGAUUACACGGUGGUAUACCAUAACGCACAUCUUUAUUAGAUCACAAGGGUAUUUGACAAUAAGAUUUUUUACAUAGUGUUGAGUUGGAUAUCCACUCAGUAUUAACACAAGAUGGCGCACUACAUGUCUCAUGAAGAGUUGGAACAACAGUCUAGGACAGCUGAGGAACUUAUAGAUAAAAUGUCUGAAGUACUACAUGUAAAUAACUCAUUGAGAUUUACUGAUGAGGACAUCAAUAAUGGUGUAACCAAGCGUCACUUAAAGGAAACAGAAAACAAACGUCUCAGGGAGAGUCUUGGCGAUAUCGAACGUGAAAACCAGAAGUUGUUGGCCUCCAUUGAUGACGUAUAUGCAGAAUAUGAAACCAGAAAAUCCGAGCUGGAGCGCCUUAUCAAAGAGAAAGAACAAGAACAUACACAAAGGAAACAACACUAUGCCAACUUAUUGAAUAGGGAUCGAGAUACAAUAUAUGGAAAUACAACUGAGAAACUUAAGCAACCAACAGGAAUAUCUGCAAAUGCCACCCUCUUAGACAUAUCACGAGUCAGAAAAAACAAUGAUGUCCUUCCUACAGUUGGAAAUUUCAAUACAUCCACUCCAACAACCAAACCAGUUGCACCUGUGAAACAAUACUACAAAGAGCCAAAGAUCAACAAAUUCAUUGGAAAAGAACAAAAUAUAUAUGACUGGGUAGAUGAUUGUAAACGGGCCUUGAAGAAGAUUCCUGAAGAAGACCAGUAUGAUUAUCUACUCUCACACUUAGAAGGAAUGCCUCGGAAAGAAGCUAAGCUUCUUGGUGAAAUAGCAAAGCCUGAUGAGAUAUUCACCACCCUUCAAAGAGUUUAUGGCAGUAGACAGACUAAACAUUCUGCUCUUCAACUAUUCCUCAACACAAAGCAGAACAAGGAUGAGAACAUAAAAGCCUACAGUCAAAGACUAAUGACACAGCUGGAACUGCUGCAGAACUCCCACGACGAGUUUUUGUGUAUUGACAACACAGAUAGACUUAUCAAAACUCAGUUUGCCAAUGGAGUUUCAUCAGAAGUGAUGCGUCUAAUGUUGUAUGAUAAACUUAAACAACAACCUGCUAUAUCAUUCACAACUCUACGCGAAGAGGCAUUCAUAAUGGAGGAGAAGCAUGAUAGGCAGUCCACUACUACUACAGAUACAUCAAUUAGGGAUAUUAUACAAGACCAAGUAAGGAAAACUCUACAAACUUCAAACUGUACCACUGCUGACUCAGCGCCUACUAGUAUAACAUCUGAUCGUACUUUGUUGAAAGAAUUAGUGAAGGAGGAAAUCCAAAAGGAAUUUCAGAAGGAUGUUAUGACAAAUUACAUCUCCCAGAAGCAAGGUUACAAUCAUCCAGAACAUGGACCAGGAUACUUUGAUACAGACCCCCAUGGCUACAGUAACAGAGGAGACUUCAGUAAUAGAGGAGGCUUCAGUACCAGAGGAGGCUACAAUAACAGAGGAGGCUACAGUAACAGAGGAGGCUACAGUAACAGAGGAGGCUACAGUAACAGAGGAGGCUUCAGUAACAGAGGAGGUUCCAGUAACCAAGGAGGUUUCAAUGAUAGAGGAUACUUCAGUGAUAGUAGAGGGUUCAACAAUCAUGAUGAUACUCGCAACAACUAUGACCAGAAUAGGAUCUAUACAAAUCAGCAUUUUCCCCAUAGAGACUUUGCUCAGAGAGGCUAUGGUGACACAAGGGGUAGAGGUACAUCACAUGGAAACAGAACAUAUCCAGGUGGAAAUGUUACAACUCGUUAUCAGCAAAGAGAUCAAGGUUAUCAAGACUACCCUCAGAAUAAUGGAAAUUCUGGUAACUGGAGGAACAGCAACCAAGAAAAUACUUCCUCAAAUGUUCAAAAAAACUAG